Messenger RNA from Sphaerodactylus townsendi, 663 nucleotides. RefSeq names its product tektin bundle interacting protein 1 (gene TEKTIP1). The record is from RefSeq and is a predicted model, not a curated record. Bases 43 to 642 code for a protein of 199 amino acids. Lineage: Eukaryota; Metazoa; Chordata; Lepidosauria; Squamata; Sphaerodactylidae. The transcript has 4 exons.
AGGCAAACCCUCCGGCUGGCCUGGAGGAGUUGCAGUCCAACCAUGGAUUUCCACGGCUUGGCUUACAGAGAUUUAGUGUUAGAUCGACCGUAUGUCCCCCAGAGCACUCUGGAGACUCAAUUCCCCGCUCCGCUGUACAGCGAUGAGUACUUAGCACUGAGAGCCCCCCGCAAUGCGCCCGUCAUCAAGGAGGCUGUGCGUUGGAAGUUCACCCCCAUGGGGUGGGACGCCAUCCCUCAGACCUGGUACACAGGUCUCACCAACUGCCGCAACCGUGAUGCCUGGUAUACCCUCACCGAUGGUAUUGGCCGGGAGGCCUACCACCGCUGGUACAAGUCCCAUGCCAAACGGGAGAAGACGCUGCCAGCCGCUUACACCCAGCAUUUGCGGGACAGCAGCUGGUACGAUCCGAUUGUCCCGGCGCAGUAUUUGAAGCCUGCUACGCGUUGGGGAGCCUUCCUCUGGCAAGACAAGCCAGUUCCUGGAAAGGAAUACGUGGUCAACCGCAAUCGCUGUGCCAAAGACCUGCCAGGGAAGCCCGGCUAUGUACCUCACCUGUCUCUGUACACACCCGUCUUCACCGCCAAGGAUUAUCGCACCUGGAGAAUGUUCAGUCACCAACCUUCCACCAACAACCAAUAAAACCUUUGCUACAAUUGCCUC